AUGUCUUCAGAGUUUGAUAAGUUCAAUGAGUGCUUAAAGGCAUCCUUUUGGAAGAAUGUCAAAAACAACCGUGCAGAGCGUAAAGCCAACGGCACUGCACUCAAAGUAGAUACAAAAUCCGAACCCAAGAAUGAAUCGAAGCCAGAGACGCAAACGGCACCGCCGCAGCAAGCACAGCCGCAGCCACAGCAGGUGCGGCUCGCUCCCGUUGUGUACAGCGCCAAGUGUGAAUCGGCUAUUAAUGCAUCCCUGCAGGAGUUGCUGGAAAAAGAUCCGAAAUGUGAUGAAUAUGAUGACUAUGUUCCGCCGCGAGCCCCAAAAACGCCACCGAUUGAAGAUUACGAUGACAUGAUACUUCGACCACAGACGCCCAUGGAAAUUCCCAACAUGGACGAUGUUGUCGAAAUAUCAGACUCUCCAGAACGGUCCAAUAGGCGUAUGCACGAAAAACUUCUUUCAAAAGAAUCCAAAUCUGACGAGUUAUUGCAGGAAAAGCUGUGGCAAUACUUUGGUCACCGCGAUUUCAAGAGCCAGCUGCAAAAGGAGGCUAUUGAAACCAUAAUAGCCCGAACGCGAGAUGUAUACGUCUCGAUGCCCACUGGGGCCGGCAAGUCGCUGUGCUUUCAGCUGCCUGGCGUAAUGCAAGAUAACAAGGUAACCAUCGUAUUCUCUCCCCUGCUAGCGCUGAUCAAAGAUCAGUUAGACAUGCUUGCUCGCAUAAAGAUCCCGGCUGACUCGAUAAAUUCAAAAAUGAAUGUCCGAGAUCGCGAACGGGUGAUAAACGAUCUGAAGAGCGUUAAAACCGAUAUACGUUUUCUGUAUAUCACACCCGAGCAAGCCACAACUGCUACUUUCAAAGAGAUUAUGCUACAGUUGGUGAAAUUCCGAAAAGUGGCAUAUGUUGUCGUUGACGAAGCGCAUUGCGUCAGCGAGUGGGGCCACGAUUUUCGGCCGGAUUACUUGAAGCUUGGCAUUCUGCGUGAAGAAUAUCCCUCCAUACCCUGGAUCGCUCUGACAGCAACUGCUUCCAAACAUGUCGUAGAAGACAUUUUUCGGAACCUUAAGUUAAAAGAACCGGUUGCGAAAUUCAAAACGCAUUGCUUUCGGCACAAUCUUUACUACGACAUAGUAUUCAAGAACUCUAUCCAAGACGAUUACUUGCAUUUGAAGGAGUACAUUGAAAGCAUCCUUGGUAAACAGGAUGAAGUGAAACCGAGCAAACGUGCAUGCGGAAUUAUAUACUGUCGUACACGCGAAAACACAGAGCGCGUCGCAACAAGCCUAACGAAGCUGGGCCUUCGGACGGUACCGUACCACGCUGGGUUAAAGCAAUCCGAACGUGAUCAGGUGCAAGAAGACUGGAUGGAGGGAAAGUACGUCGCUAUAGUGGCCACUAUCAGCUUUGGGAUGGGGGUUGACAAAGGCUCAGUUCGAUUCGUAAUACACUGGGACAACCCCCAGAACGUGGCUGCUUACUAUCAGGAAUCUGGUAGAGCGGGUCGCGAUGGAAAAAAAUCCUAUUGCCGCAUUUACCAUUGCCGCGAACAGUGUAAAUCUAUCGAUUUCCUUUUGCGCCAAGACUUACAGAAGUGUAAAGACACAGCCAAGGAGGAAAGUGCCAAGCAAGCUGUAAAGAACUUUGAAAAAAUGGUCGAAUUCUGUGAAACCGCUCGCUGUCGACACCGGCUAUUUACAGACUAUUUCGGUGACGAUCCGCCCGAUUGCCGGAACAUGUGCGAUGUGUGCACCAACCCGAAGAAGGUCCAAAAAGCCAUAGACUACUUCCAGCAGCUGGCCUACAGUGGAAAGCUGAAAACGAUGACGGCCUACGACGAUGAUCCAUCCGAUUUGUACGGAGGUGGGCGAAAAGGAUACGAUAAUGACUACUACGACGGAAGCAGUAGCAAUUACAGUGAUGGUCGUGAUAAGCGCAAACAAAGUGAAUCCGCGUUGAUGAUUCAAAAACAAUUUGCUCUGCGUAAGGCAGCUGCUGCCAAGGAUAUGAGCAUGCAACGUUCGGCCACUAUCGGGCGUGUAAAAUUUGCCAUGCAAACGCCAGUGAAAGUAAGUGGCUUGACGAUUGCUACGCGAGAAACCUACGUCACUACUUUGGCGGAUCUGAUGAAGAAAAACAUUGAAAGCUGUAAAGGUAUCGAGGAGACGGAUUACAGUCUCGUCUACAAAGACUACGAGGAUAUAGCCGUCGAAAUGGAGUACGAGGCAUUCACCAAAAAUACCGUCAAAAGCUUGUACCACCGUGCGAUUGUUAAGCUGGUAACGUCGAUGAAAACGGCCGUAGCAGAAAAAAUGAUACACCCAAGGGUUAAAGAGUACUGUCCGAAGCACCGUGCUAGCUUGGGCGGUGACUAUCGGACGAUUGAAGCCGAUCUGAAACGUAAAUAUGGCGAAAGCAUCGUGGAGGAAUUGCGCUCGGAUGGACACGAGAAAAAGCAUGACUCUCAUCAUCACCACCAUCAUCAUCAUCACCGAAGCGAGCGCAACGGAGAUCGUAAGCGAAGCACGAAACUAUCGUCAAAAUCAGGUACCUCACGUGAUCGUAGCGGUCUCAGCCAGCCGUCGAUAAAUUCCUACUUCAGCGCCAAAAACAGCACCUCUUCCGCUACGAUGCUGAGUGGAGGAGGAUCUGGAGUAAUGACCAUCGACGACGGUGAUAUGUGGGAUGAUGACGGGAGAAAGGAGGGUGGGCGAUCGAGCAAUACUCAACUGGCUCCGCCGGAACCAGCUCCUUUGUCAAGGGUACGAUCACCACAGUCACCUCCGGCUUCUCCUGCUUCGCCUCGAACACCUCGAUCCCCACGCUCGCCACGAUCUCCGAGAUCCCCGCGUUCGCCAACUACUCCACGGUCACCACGUUCCCCAUCUGUAGAGUACGUAUCGAACGAACCGUACCAGGAAAGUCAAUCCCACAGACUUAGCGAACACGGUGAUCGCCAUAGACGAUCAACGUCAGAUACGCGGACAACUUCGAAAGAUCGUGCGUAUCGCGAGCGAUCUCGAUCCGGAUCGAGAGGGUACUCGAGUGAGAGGUCUCGGAACAAGCAAAAGUCCUCUUCAUCCUACAAGCGUUCACGCGAAAGCAGUCGAUCGUACUCCCGGGAGCGAUCCUAUUCGUAUCGAUCAGGCAGUUCGCGCUCCAGGGACUGGGAGGAAGAUGAGGUUGCCCGACGACGCAAGCGCAAAUAUGAGGAUGAAGAGUAUGACCGCGAGUACGAGCGAGCCCCAGUCAAGUCGCGUAACUAUGAUGACGACUACGAAACUAACAACAAGCAGCAUCAUCACCCCACCAGAAGGCCUCCCUCGCCGGAGGAGGAGUUCACUUACGCGGCCCCCAAGAAACGGAUAUCGCACUACGUCGAUAGCGCAGGUACUGCUGGCAGCGGUUAUUCUAAGAGUGCAGUCUAUGGUUCUGCUGGAGCGUCGUCUUCCGGGUACAACAGUUAUGGGCCCAUGAAAGGGGCAGGUGGUGGUGCUGGCGGAGCUAAUUCACAAAUAUUAAACAAUGAAGACAUGUGGGACGACGAACCGGAGCCGUCGUCCUCGAACACCCGAACAAAGGAUCAGCCUCCUUCGCCGCCAGCAUCACCGCCACCUCCAUCAUCGCCUCCGCCACCAUCAUCACCGGCACCGUUGUCACCGUCGCCGGAACCAGAAUAUAUGCACACGAAAUAUGUGCCACCGUCGCCGGCGCAUCGCCCACCGUCACCAUCUCCGCUGCCACUGCAGUCUACUAUACAUCACGAUAAGCACCCAAAGCGUACCUACGACCAUCGGUCGCCGUACGACGGUGUACUCGACCCACGGCUGGCAGGAACGCCCAAAAGCCCACCCUUCUCCCAGAUGGGUGGCACACCAAACGCCUCCUCCGUGAUAGGUGCGAAGACCUUGAACUCACUGCAGUUCACGACGGCGGCGCAAAUCCAUUCCUUACAGAACAAACCGUCAAUGCCAGUGAACGCAUCCCAAGCGGGAGGAUCGUCUGUGAUCGGUAAUUCGGUAGGUGUAGGAAUGAUGCAAACCGCUUGCGUAAAGCAAACCUGCAUGAGUACAUCGACCGUAAACAAUGUGGCGAAUGCAUCCACUGCCCAGCAACUCGUGUCGGGGUCCGCUGGCCUUACGCCGGGUCCAGUUCAGCCUGAUUCGGCGGGCUCUACGCCGUCUGGAUCCCAGCUGGCCGAGAUGGAGAAAAAGAAGAAGAACCUGGCCAGCUGCGUGAUACACUUCCUGAUGCCGUACUAUCGCGAUCAAAAAAUCGAAACGAAGGAGCUAUUCAAAGGGUUGGCGAGAAAGAUUUCGCACAAGUUCUUCGAGGCCGAUGUAACUGCGGAACGAAAGGUGAAAAAAUACAUCGACGACAUGAUGGCCCACAAAGGCAUAAUCUCGAGCGAAGCGGAUUUUCCCAAAUAGAAACGACGCAAAGCGCGUUCGCGCGCGUUCAAAUCCCGAUCAUACAGACGGCACUGUAGCUGAGUGAACGUCGAGUGCGUGGAUGCGUCGAUGUCUAUAAUGUAAUUUAAAGCAUGUUCUGUACAUACUAGAUUCUAAACGGCAAAUCUGCUACCCUGCAUGACUAUUUAGACACAUGUGCUGGUGGCCAACGAGGAAAGUGCAUAUUCCAUUGUUGUUACGUAUUGUCAGGUCUAAUAGUCUACCAAGCCCAACCGUCUCCUGUGUACAAUUCUGAGUGUGACAGACGUUUGAAUCUUUUUUUCCUUUUUUUUUGCGAAUAGCAAAAAGGAAAACAUCCUUGGCCACCGAUGCCGCCCCAUCGUCGGUGUAGAUGCGUUCAGUUUGGAGAUGGUUUUUUAGAACUCUGUUUAUAUGUAUCCCGUUUUUGGGUCGCGUUAAGGCCCUUAGUUCACCGUUUUGAAAAGGAAAACUGAAAGCAUGCAGAGGGCCACCAUUAUUGCACACAAACACUAAUUACCUAUAGUGCGCGGACAUCCUGUAAGUUUGUGUGAAUAAAGAUAUCUUCAGA
Anopheles nili is the source of this 4996-nucleotide messenger RNA. RefSeq lists its product as uncharacterized. Gene Ontology annotation, biological process: double-strand break repair via homologous recombination. The record is from RefSeq and is a predicted model, not a curated record. NCBI's taxonomy places the organism in Eukaryota, Metazoa, Arthropoda, Insecta, Diptera, Culicidae. Bases 1 to 4425 code for a protein of 1474 amino acids. Gene Ontology annotation, molecular function: 3'-5' DNA helicase activity; ATP binding; nucleic acid binding. Gene Ontology annotation, cellular component: cytoplasm; chromosome. The transcript is spliced from 5 exons.